Messenger RNA from Pelobates fuscus (common spadefoot toad), 1670 nucleotides. Its product is annotated as E3 ubiquitin-protein ligase TRIM39-like. Lineage: Eukaryota; Metazoa; Chordata; Amphibia; Anura; Pelobatidae. The transcript is spliced from 7 exons. Gene Ontology annotation, molecular function: ubiquitin protein ligase activity. Gene Ontology annotation, cellular component: cytoplasm. Gene Ontology annotation, biological process: protein ubiquitination. The coding region runs from base 1 to 963 and encodes 320 amino acids. The record is from RefSeq and is a predicted model, not a curated record.
AUGGCGGUGGUGCAGGCCAUUAAUGGCUUGUCUGCGUCCUCGUUGCCGGUUGUUCGAUUGUUGAGACGCCGGUUGGAUGUAUUGUUAUGGAUCCUGUGCCGUUUGUUUGCUGAGCAUUCCUCGCCAUCUAUGGUGGAUAGGCACCUCGCGGCACUGGCAUUUCUCUUUAAAUUCAAUGGUUGGGUGGAUGUGACGAAACACUUCCUGGUGAGACAGGCGGUGCGGGGCUUUCGGAAAGGAAAGAAGGCUCGUGAUAAGAGGAGGCCGGUUUCCUUUCAGGUUCUACAAGGUUUGGUGGAGCGGUUACCAGACAUAUGUUUUUCUGGGCAUGAGGUGGCUCUGUUUUCAACAGCGUUUGUGUGGGCCUUUUUUGGGGCUUUUAGGAUUGGGGAAUUGGAUGAUGUGGGUCACAAACGUAAAAUGUUGGCUUGCGAAUUUGAAAGCCUCCGUCAACGUCUGUCAGACAAUGAGCAAGUACUCAAUGACCGUCUGGAAAAGAUGGAGAAAACAAUUGUACAGAAAAGAGAUGAGACCAUAAGUAAAUUGGAUGGGAAGCUUUCUACACUCCAGAAGCUGAUUGCAGAUCUUGAGAAAAAUAGAGUUCCCACUGUUUCUCAAAGCCCCGAGUCAAAACAGGAUUCAAAUGGUGCUGUGAUGAGACCCAUUGAAGGUGCACAAUUUCUUGAACAAACAGAUCUGCAUAGAAUGAUGGCCUCAAGGGACUAUAUGAAGAUGUUUACUGUUUCUGUAACAUUUUACCAAAAAACAGCAAAUUUCAAUCUUUCUGUUUCUGGAAACCAAAAGCUUGUCAGAUACGAAGAAUAUCCAAAGAACGUAAUGCCGCAUCCUGAUAGAUUUGAUUCAAAACCUUGUGUGCUUGGGCUCACAGGAUACAAAAUUGGGAAACGCUACUGGGAGGUCGAUGUGGGAGGUGGUAUAUAUUGGAGUGUUGGGGUUGCUUAACAGUCUGUAUGCAGAAAAGGUGUGUUCAAAAUACAACCUAGAGGUGGGAUCUGGGCAAUCGGGUUACUUGGUAUGUUUACAGACCAAUAUUAUGCCUUCACCAAUCCUGACAUUCUUCUGAAUCCUAGACAACACCCUGUUAAGAUUGGUGUUUUUUUGGACUGUGAUGAACAUUUUGUGACUUUUUAUAAUGCUGACACCAUGGAGCACCUUCAUUCGUUUUAUUUUGUGCAAACUACAGAUAAACUAUACCCAUUUUUUUGUGUUGGGGCACUUGGAACAGAGCUCAAACUUGACUGAGUAUUUAGCCAUGAUCCAUUUAUUUUGUAUAGUAUAACAAAAAAUAUGCACUUUCAUGUGAAAUCAUUCUUAAUUCUUUUUAAUUUUUUAAUUUUGGUUUUAGAAGUAAUUUUAUAUGAAUUCUACAAACUCUAUUUUUAAAUAUUGAAAGUUGUCAGGUGAUUCACUUUCGCUGGCUAUGCAGUUUCAGGUUUGGCAUGUCUAGUCCAGAUUUGAGCUAAUUGAAGAAAAACAGAUUGCAUUUUAAUUUUUUUUUUUAUGACUACUUCAGUAUAGUUUUUAAUGUACUUUUCUUACUGCCACUGUAAUUCUAACUGUAGUAGAAAUCACUGAACAAGUUAUUUUUCUCUCAAAUGUGUUAAACUAUUUUGACACUAUAAAAUAAAGCUAAUCUGUUUUACUCCCAA